AUGAUUCACGCACAUGGAGAAAACAUUAUUUCAACAAUGAAUCCAAAAGCUGUCGGAGAAAUCAUGGAGAAGCAGUUCAUCAAGACGUUGCAACACUUGGAAAAGCUCAUUACGCGCGUGGAUGAUACGUCAUCGAAAGUCUUGGUCACAGGAGACUUGAAUGCAGGCAAGUCGACGUUCUGCAAUGCGUUACUCAGGCAAACGAUUCUUCCGGUUGACCAACAACCAUGCACUGAAGUGUUUUGCGAAAUUCUUGAUUCAGUGGAUAACGAAAAUAAGGAGCAAGUGCACGGCGUCAAGCAUGGUGUUGUCUACAACAAAGACGAUGCGCUGACCUUCAACAUUCUCGACUUUUCUGAGCUUGAAGCAGCCGUCUUGCAGCCUGAAGCCUAUGCUUCCCUCAAAGUCUACGUCAACGACAAGCGUUCCGUGGAGACGUCUCUCCUACGCAAUGGCGUUGUUGAUAUUUCACUGAUUGAUGGGCCUGGCUUGAAUGCAGACUCGAUGCAAACAACAGCUGUGUAUGCUCGACAAGAGGAAAUCGACGUUGUUGUGUUUGUUGUAUCUGCAGAGAAUCACUUUACCCUCUCUGCCAAGGAAUUCCUCUGGAAUGCAGCCAACGAAAAGGCGUUCUUGUUCAUUGUUGUCAACAGAUUCGAUCAGAUUAGAGAUCAAGAUCGUUGUCGUCGACAAAUUCUCGAGCAAGUCGCCAAGCUUUCACCAAGGACGUUUGCGCACGCCGAAGAACUCGUUCACUUCGUGUCUGCACGUAGUGUUUCUGAUGAGGAUGAGGAUUUUACAAACCUCGAGACACAAUUGCGCAAUUUCGUGCUCAACAAACGAUCUCAGUCAAAAUUGCUACCGGCAAAACAUUUCGCAAGCAAUUUUUGGCACGAUGCUCGAGAGAUUUGCUUAUACAAUCUGGCAGCUGCCGAUGCAGAAAGUGUACAACUCAAAGUGGAUCUCGCACAAAUCGAUGGUAAGCUGACACAAUUGACACGAGAGCGACAACAAGCCAUCGACGAUGCUGUUCGGGAGAAUGAAAAGAUUUGCGAGCAAGUCCAGGCAAAGACACGAUCGCAGAUUGAAGCGGUUAUGGAGACAUUUGCCACAUUGCAGCCCGAGGUGGCGUAUGGCGGACUUUUGGAUUGUGUGAGGUUUGCAGAUUCAUUGAGGACAAUGUAUCUUCAAGCCAUUCAACAUGCAACCAUUGCUUCUGAAUUACAAACGAAGCAUGCGACGAGUGCUGGUGUACAGACCAUUCAACAAAUUGGUCUUGCGCACCUCGAUCCGAGCGUGUAUACACUUCGUCCAUUCCAUGUGGAUCGCAUGUUUUCUCGGAAGCGUGAUGCAAUGGAACGACACUUGCCAGUGACCUUGUCGCCUACUGAUUUCAUCGACUUGCAGCAAUUCGAAGCAUUGGUCGGCACGAGUAGUGUGAGUGCGGCACUUGUUCUUGUUGGUGGGAAAGCACUGGGUUGGUCGGGUCUUGUGGAUUCUGGACUACGUGUGUUGCAAGUGGCUGGUAUUCAACAAUCGUCCAAAGUCGCAGCGACGGCUGUGUUGCUGGUAUUGGGAGGAUUGGGCGUUUAUGCGGCUAUUCGUGUUCCGCAUGCACUUGUCAAGAAUGUUGCAAUGAAAGUAACAAAAGAAGCACAGAGACUGGAGUAUGCACAAAUCAAUGCACAGCGUAUUGCAGCGGAAUGCAGGAAAGUGUUGAGUAUUCCUGAGCAGGAACUCCGGUUGGCGUUUGCGAGUGUUGUUGAAGGUGAGCAACGGACCAAGAGUGAUUUGAUGGCGAGACUCACGGAGGCUGAUGUCUCGGGUGUGUUUUACAAGGAGCAUGCUGCAGUGAUGAUGCGUGAGGCGAAGAAGCUGGAGUUGAUUGAGCUGUAG
Protomyces lactucae-debilis is the source of this 1896-nucleotide messenger RNA. Its product is annotated as P-loop containing nucleoside triphosphate hydrolase protein. The transcript has a single exon. Gene Ontology annotation, cellular component: mitochondrial outer membrane. Gene Ontology annotation, biological process: mitochondrial fusion. The record is from RefSeq and is a predicted model, not a curated record. Bases 1 to 1896 code for a protein of 631 amino acids. Gene Ontology annotation, molecular function: GTPase activity; GTP binding. NCBI's taxonomy places the organism in Eukaryota, Fungi, Ascomycota, Taphrinomycetes, Taphrinales, Protomycetaceae.